AUGACGCCGUCGAGUGCGUGGGAGGACUUCCCGGGAGCCGGACUCGCUCUCGCGGUUCUGAACAGCGUCGGCAGCGUCGUUAUUCUGCGCGCGCUGCAGAGUGAGUUGCCGUUAGUACAGAUGGUGCCCGAUCUCCUCCCGAUGAGUCCGGUGAUGAACACGAGUAUGGGCAGCUUCGCUGACACCCAUCUGAUGCGGAGUUUUCGGAUGCCGAAAAACGACGGCGCACCGUCAUCAGGUACGCAGCCGCCAGGCUACCCACCUACCACGAGCAACGCGGUGAGCUCGCCUUCCGUGCGAAACUUCGCCGAUCUCUUUGGCAACACAGAGGAGAUGAUGGUCGGGCACGUGUUGAGUCGAGGGUUGCUUUGUAUUACCCAGCUCGAGGGCGAUUACGGCACGGUAGAGCUGGUAGUGAGCACGAUGGGGCACCUCAUCGUGUCGAUCGCGUUUAAUGCGACGGAAAAUCGCUUCUUUAUCGCGGAUACUAUGAUCACGCCGGCGGCGAUGUACUUUGUGGGGUUUGUUGAUUUCUUUGCAACCGGUUGCGCGGAUUUGGUGAUGGCGAGCCAUAGCACCGUGUUGGUCGCGCGGCGCUCCCGGGCCGCGCUGCAGGAAAAGGCGUCGUUGCUGCUCCGUCUCCUGCAGGCCCGUGGGAUGUGGCCGCUGCUGAAGGCAACGGAAUCCGUGGAAAUUUAG
This is a messenger RNA of Phytomonas sp. EM1, 699 nucleotides long. The record is from the annotation of a GenBank genome assembly. Lineage: Eukaryota; Euglenozoa; Kinetoplastea; Trypanosomatida; Trypanosomatidae.